UGCGAAACUUUAUCAAACAUGAAAUAUCACAUGACUACAAAAUGGCGGACAUCUAACACAUAACUAUUAGUAAUUAAGGUUAAAAAGUUAAAAUAUGACCAUGCAUGGACUGUAAUGGCAGAUGAGUAUAUCCGAUUGGCCAGUGAAAAUUCAACAAUGGACGGAGACACGAUAACAACGACAGUGAGAGGUACGUCAGCGGGUGUGACUAACAGAACCAAGAAGAUAAUGAGUAAAACAGGCACCAUGACCGAUGAGAUCGUCGAUGAUAGUAUACGGUAUCAUACUGAUGAUGAAUACAGCUUUCUUGCUGCAGGAAGAGAUUUUGAGUCAAUGAACACAACUCACAAGUACACUGAUCAAGAAAGAUUGACUCUAGCAGCUUACGAGAGUUUAGAUUAUCUCCCCUCACAUAGUGAUAUCUACAAGAAAUGGAUCAAACAUCAGAAAGUAUCAAGUUACCAAUUAGAGGUUUGGGCACUGAUGGGCUUGAUUGGAUUUACCAUUGGUGUCAUAGGAUUCUUACUUCAUCAGCUGAUUGAGAAAAUAGCUGAUGUUAAAUGGGAGAUAACUCAGAAAUAUAUUGAGGAUAAUGAUUUUGGUUUGGCAUGUUUGUUUGCCACUGGGUACAGUGUAGCAUUUAUCAUAUUCAGCGCUGGUAUUGUUAUUUAUCUCCGUCCUUGUGCUGGAGGGUCAGGCAUUCCAGAGAUCACUGGUUUUCUGAACGGCACAAAUGUCCGUCAUAUCUUUAACAUUAAAACCAUGGUUGUAAAAUUCUUCUCAUGUGUCACAUGUGUCGGGUGUGGUCUGCCGGUUGGACCAGAGGGGCCCAUGAUCCAUUUAGGGGCACUUGUUGGAGCUGGUUUGAGUCAGUUCAAGUCAGAGACAUUGGGUAUAAAAUUACCCAUCUUGGAGAAAUUCAGAACAUCGGAAGCUAGGAGAAACUUUGUAUCAGCGGGUGCUGCUGCGGGUGUGGCCUCUGCUUUCGGUGCCCCGGUGGGUGGGUUAUUAUUCUCGAUGGAGGAAGUGUCAUCAUUCUGGACAGUGACCUUAUCGUGGCAGAUCUUCUUUUGUUGUAUAGUGUCCACAUUCACAACAGAUUUAUUCAACUCUGCUUUCAUGGAUUUUAACUAUACAGGCAGCUUUGGAAAGUUCAAAACUAACAGAUAUAUUUUGUUUGAGAUCGACCAAGGAGUGGAUGUAAACAUUGUUAUGUUUCUACCUACAUUAAUAAUAGGAAUAAUUGGAGGACUUCUAGGGGCAGCAUUCACCAUUCUAAACCUGAAAAUUACCAGGUUUAGAAAAACUAUACUGUACAAAGUGAAGAAAGAUUGGGCACAAAAACUGAUCAAGUUGAUAGAACCGUGCCUUAUUAUGAUAAUAGUAACCAUCUUUUCAAUACUCAUACCAGCUGCCUUUAGUUGUACACAGUUUACCUGCAUAGAGGGGCAGACAGGGGAUAUUGUAAAGGGCUGUUUCAAUGACACAAGGAACACCUUGCAUGUAGACGAGUAUGUAGUAAGAUACACAUGUCCCCAGGGUACUGUCUGGAAAACCUCAAAUACUACAAUGCUUACAAAUGGAACUUACAAUGAAGUGGCGUCCUUGUUAUUUGGUACACUAGAAGAUGCUGUGACGUUCUUGUUUUCUCGUGACACACAUCUGGAGUUUAACUACCCAGCAUUGUUUUCUGUCUUGCCAUUUUAUUUCAUCGCUGUGUCAUGGGCAUGUAGUACUGCUGUAGCAUGUGGAGCGCUGGUUCCUAUGUUAAUGGUUGGUGCAAUAUAUGGUCGUAUUGUUGGUCGAAUGAUGGUGACCAUGUUUGGAGUGCAUCAGAUGGGGUACUGGGAAUGGAUGGAUCCUGGAGCGUUCGCUCUCAUUGGAGCUGCUUCAUUCUUCGGUGGUGUGACCAGGCUCACACUGGCGACCACUGUCAUCAUGAUGGAGUUAACCAAUGAUGUUCAAGUACUCUUACCUGUCAUGGUGGCAGUUAUGGUUGCUAAGUGGGUGGGGGAUUUCUUCACACAUCCAAUUUACCAUGCUCUAUUGGAAUUAAAAUGUAUACCUUUCCUGGAUCCAGAACCCAGAGUUACAAUUGAUAAGAAAAUGUUAGGAGAAGAAAAAGGAGGUUUUGUUAGGGUAAAUUUAGAGUUAUUCCAGGCAUGUGACAUUAUGUCACAUCCUGUGAUUACCAUUAAGACGCAGGAAUAUGUUCGAACCCUUGCGGAACUGAUGCAUGAUACAACUCAUGGAGGAUUUCCUGUUAUAAAGAAAGGCGGUACAGACGAGGAACAACAUUUCUACGGAAUGAUAACAAGGUUAGAAUUGACUGUGAUACUGAUGAACGAGGAUUUGUUUUUCCCGAUGUCCGAGUUAGACCAGCAUUACACAUCUCCGGAUGAACCGACAUGGAUCGAGUUUGAUCAGUUGAAUAUACAUAAAGUUCCAAAUCCUGAGGUAGUAGUUGAUAAAUUAGAGCGAUAUCUUAGAGAUCCAAAGUACAAGGACCUAGUCAUAGAUUUGAAUCCAUAUAUAAACCAGUCAGCUCUGGCAAUACCAGAGAAGUUUUCAUUAAAGCGUACAUAUGUGAUAUUCCGUACGCUCGGUCUACGUCAUCUAGCUGUGAUAGAUAAUACAAACAUUCUUAAAGGUUUAAUUACCAGGAAGGACCUCAUGGGCUUCAGCCUGCAGGAGAGGCUCUCUAAUAGACUACUUAAGGAUCACACCCUAAACGGCAGGGUGGAGAUGUCCAAUGUAGCCAGUAGCUCAAAUCUAGUGUGAUCAUAGAAAAUCUAAAUAUUUUUAUAGAUUUUGUAAUUAGAAAUGGGACCAUUGUCUUUUAGUGUAAUAUUGAAAAUAUUUGAUAUUAAAUAGGUUUACAUAUUUAAGAUAUCAUUUUAUAUGAAAAUAAUCAAAAGCUUGUGACAUUUUUCAUGGAGGCAUCAUUAUGAAACACCCUCAUAGGGUCAAGUCUUUCGUUAAGUUUUUUUCCCAUGUAUAAGUGUAUUAUUAUUUUAUUUAUUUUCCAUUUUCCUAUAUGAUUUUAUCAAAACUUUACUGUCAUUGCCUGUUUUUAAUGUAAAUCGUCCUUAUUCCAAAACAGUUUUUAAUUUUAAAGCUCCCUGAAUUUUUUAUUUGAGCUUAAAUAUAGUUACUGGUUAGUUGUUCCAUUUGUACAUACUUCUCUCUGUUACACUUCCUUACUAAUUCUCAUUAUUGACUGACACCACUCAUAUUCAGUGUAUUGUUCAGUUAUAUAUGGAACUUUACCCUUUUGCACAAUAUUCAGGGCAAUUGGAACAACGUCAAGGUCAAUGAGACUAUAAAUAGAUUUUCUUAUUUUUUCCUCAAAGUGAAGCAUCUUGGGAGAGCAUUCAUGACUGUUACCAAGAUUUUUGAUAGACUUUACAAAAACUAAGGUUCUUAUAUCUAAUCACAUGAUGGUUAAUGAAUAGUGUUCAUAUACAUGUGUAUGUCUUUGAAAAGUUUACAAAAACAUUGUUGUUAUUUGUUUCCUAGCAUAGAUUUUGAUAGUUUUCUAGUACAAAUUCAGUAUUUUGAAAAUGAUUCUUGCUGAUUUAUUUUCCCUACAUUCAAAUUUAAGGACAGAUAACUCAAAAAUGGGAACAGUGACCCCUUCACAUGUUUCUGUUAUCAUAUUCUAUCAACAUGCCAAGUUAAAAGAAAUUCUUUUGAACAAUUUUGAUUUUGCCUCUAUGUCUGUAUGAAAACUCCCAAAAUCGCCAUUAAUGUUAAUGGUAUUUCAUUUUGUUGUAACUUUCCAGUUUUAAAGUCCAUUGUUAAUAUGAGGGAUUUUGAUAAGAAAAUGUUUGAAUUGAGCAGUCAAUAGUAUUAAGUCUUGUCAAACUGCAAUGAUAUCAUUAGUAAUAAGUAUUAAGUCUUGUCAAACUGCACAGAUAUCAUUAGUAAUAAUGAUUAUUUAGCAGGUUUAUAUGACCCUGUGUAAUAAUUGAAAGCUUAUAUGACCAGAGUCACCAGGUGGAGGUUAUAUAGAAAAAAAUUAAGCUUAUAUGAAUGGAGUCACUAUGUUCAGGUUAUAUAGCAAAAUUGUAGACUUAAAUGACCUGAGUCGCUAGGUGGAGGUUAUAUAGGAAAAUUGUAAGCUUAUAUGACCUGAGUCACUAGUUGGAGGUUAUAUAGCAAACAGCCUGUUAUAUACAGCCAUAUAACCAACCUGUCAAAUAUCUUUGUAGUGAAUUAAUAAUACAUUUAGGUUAAAAAUUAUAGUUUAUUGAUAAAUCAAAAGUAGCCGUGUAUAUGGAUUACAUAGACAUCACAAUUACCAAAUGAAAAUGGAAGUUAAAAAAGUGCAGUAUUAUAUAUUCACCUUGAACCUAUGUGGCUAAG
Messenger RNA from Ruditapes philippinarum (Manila clam), 4368 nucleotides. RefSeq names its product chloride channel protein C-like. The transcript has 19 exons. Gene Ontology annotation, biological process: chloride transport; transmembrane transport. Lineage: Eukaryota; Metazoa; Mollusca; Bivalvia; Venerida; Veneridae. Gene Ontology annotation, molecular function: voltage-gated chloride channel activity. Gene Ontology annotation, cellular component: membrane; intracellular membrane-bounded organelle. The record is from RefSeq and is a predicted model, not a curated record. Bases 115 to 2781 code for a protein of 888 amino acids.